Messenger RNA from Xenopus laevis (African clawed frog), 1045 nucleotides. RefSeq names its product microsomal glutathione S-transferase 2. Lineage: Eukaryota; Metazoa; Chordata; Amphibia; Anura; Pipidae. The record is from RefSeq and is a predicted model, not a curated record. The transcript has 5 exons. Bases 500 to 949 code for a protein of 149 amino acids.
GUGAAUUUGCGCAGUAACAAAAAUGACAAACGCUAGCGAAGUAACGCUAGCGUUCGGCGCUUCGGCGCUUAGUGAAUUUGCCCCAGUGUCUCUUCUGCCUGCAUGUUAGUACCUCCCUGAAAUACAGUAAUAAACUGGACCUUGUUCUUUCUAAACCAAUUUUUGGGUUGCAAAACUGUCUUCAAGAAAGACUCUGGGUCCCUUAAGAAAAAAAUGGAAAUAUAUCCCCUUUUAUGAAAUGAGCUCAUUGAGUUGGGCUUAUGUAGAAAAGAUGCAUAAAUGCUGAACACUAUUUGUACUGUCAACAGUAAAAGAUACAUUUAUUAUUUCACCUGACUGCAGUUAAUUAUAUGUACACCGAAGUACAGACUAUGUCAGCACAUAGACAGUUAAAGUUAUAGUGGCGUACGGAUGUGGUGGGUGUGCCUUCAGCUGCUUACCCUUUGCACAGCCCUUCUCUCUGACUUUCUCAUUCACUCUUUCUCGCUCCUGUUAAAAAAUGUCUGCGGAUAUUGUCCUACUCGCUACAGUUUCUUUGAUUUCUGCCUGCCAGCAAGCAUACUUUGCCAAACUUGUGGGAAAAUAUCGAAUGAAACAUAAGGUCAUUCCUCCUGCAGUUACUGGACCUCCAGAGUUUGAAAGAGCAUUCAGAGCACAGCAGAACUGUGUUGAGUUUUCUGCAAUAUUUUUGGUUGAUCUUUGGGCUGCAGGAUGGUUUUUUAAUCAAGGAUUAGCAGCAGUAUUUGGAUUUGUAUACAUUUAUGGGCGCCAUUUAUACUUUCAUGGCUAUGUGGAGUCAGCUAAAGGAAGGCUUCCAGGAUUUUCACUAUGUAAACUGUCCCUGGUCUGCUUACUGGUCAUGGCUUCAGUCGGUCUUAGCAACAGCUUCCUAGACAAAUACUGUGACAUCAACCUGUUUGGCCGACUACAACGUCUGAUAUCUGGAUGAGGAAGCAGAUAAUGUACAAUAUUGGGGGAAGUGGUUUUACAGUUCAUUGUUCUUUUCCCAUGUAUUUUAGAGAAAUAAAGAUAGAGAAUUGAUGAA